GCCCCUGCCAUGGACUGGAUCGUCUGAAGACUCUUCGAUACAUAAAGCGGAUUGUUUCCUCGAGUUGAGCAAGUUUUUUUUCCUCUUCCGUCAUCACACACUCUCACCAUUGUUUCCCUUUGUCCUCUUUUCCUUGUUUCAUUUCCAACAAAGGCUUAGUCCCUUUUCUUUGCAAUACCCAAUUAGCACAACAUCACUCUGGUAGUGAUACAUUUUCUUUGAAUUCCUUUUUCUUCUGUCUUUUAAACAACUUACUUGAUUUCACACCCGUUCACAACAGCCCAUUAUGAAGUUCUCCGCUCUCUCCGUCGCCGCCAUCGCUGGCCUCGCUCAAGCCGCCGAAGUCCAGGUAGUCUCUGUCGGCAAGAACCCCGUCAAUGGCGAGGUUGCCCUCAAAUACUUCCCCGAGAAGAUCACCGCUAAGCCCGGCACCAUGGUUCAGUUCCAGUUCCUUGGAGGCAACCACACCGUCACCCAGUCCAACUUCGACAACCCUUGCAUCCCUCUCCACAAGGCCGACUCCAGCAAGCAGAACUUUGCCUCUGGCUUCCAGCCUGUCGCCGCUGGCGAAUCCAAGGGCCAGCUCCCAGUCUUCACCAUCAAGAUCAACGACACCAAGCCCAUCUGGGUUUACUGUGGCCAGGGCCCUCACUGCAUGAAGGGCAUGGCCAUGGUCAUCAACGAAGCCUCCAACACCACAAAGACUCUCGAAGAAUACAAGAAGAAGGCAGCUGGCACUGCUCCCGCAGGUGGUUCUCCUCCUGCCUCUGGUGGUCAGCCUCCUGCUGGCACCCAGGUUGGCCAGCCCUCUGCAUCUGGUGGCUCCAGUGCUCCUCCCGCUACCUCCUCUCAGCCCGUUGUUGCCGGAGCCAGCACUAUUGGCGUCUCUGCCACCAUGCUCCUGGCCCUUGGUUCCAGCCUUCUUUUCCUCUAGACGUUUUUUUUGGAUCAUUUUCGGCAGUUCGUAUUAAUAAUUUUGUUCACGGCAAAGCAUAUACAGAUAGACUUUGAUGGCUUCAUAGUUUGUACUAUAUCCAAACACGGGCCUUGGGGGGUUGAUUUCCCCAUGUCAAAUAAGAAACACAUUAAAACAUCAAUUCAUCAUUAUACCAAUCUGAUUUCAGUUAAUUUGUUGUUAUAUUCAUAGCUGGCCUGUCGGCUUGUAAUAAAGACAUAGCCUUUCAUUUAUCCUGGCGGGGCUCCCGGGGCUUUCGGUUCUUCAUAGCAUAUUCGCAGGGUUCCCUAAUCGGCUCGUUUUCAGGCCAGCCAUCGGGGUAUUUGACAUAGCCAAUCUUUUGGUACUUGUCAUUCCUGGCAAAAAAGCUGGCCCAGUGUGCAAGCCCCUCAUGGACCUUUUGCUUGGCAGCUUCAAGUUCUUGUUUCUUCAGUUCCGCCAUCUCCGCGGUUGUCCACUGCGCGUCAAUCUUAGGAUCAUCCAAAGGUAAGAACAUCUUUUCAGCGCCUCGCAUAUCCGAAGUGAAGUCUUCCUUGAAACAACCAGUAACGAACGCCCUGGAGGCAUCACGACCUACAAAUACAUUGUAAGAUCCACCCGGGCCAUACAUGCGGCGGCCUUCGGUAACAUCGUAUAUCGUUCCAUUGACAGCCAAGUAUAGGGGUGUCGAUUCAUCCUUUCCGUUGAAUUUGGCAAGCUCUUCCAGAGUCAAAUAUUGGGGACCGGACUAGGUGCAACAGACACAGGUUAGUUAUAGAUAGGGCAUUGAGCUCGUCUGCGCCAACAUACGAAUUUUGUUUGCCAGUACCGUAGUUGAAGAUAAUUGGGCUUAUGCUUCAUUCCCCAAAAGUAACUCUCACCACCACUAACAAGGUAGCUAACACCACACGAGGCGACAAGCAGAAACGUCAGGACGCGGAAGAUGUCAAUGACCCAUGAUGUCUCGUCAUCGUCCUCCCUUGCUUUGCCACUGGUCGAUUUUGCCGGAGUUUUGGUGGUGGUAUCGGCAGCUACCGCGGGCUUUCGCUGUCGAACUUCCGAGUCGGCCAUGAUGAAUUGACAGCGAAUCGUUCGAAAGGGGGCAGUUGAACGGAAUGAUGACAAAAGAGGGGGUGCUGGUUGGUGAACAGCUGGGCACACCAAUACUUUGUAUGGCUGUCAAGUACC
This is a messenger RNA of [Torrubiella] hemipterigena, 2122 nucleotides long. The record is from the annotation of a GenBank genome assembly. NCBI's taxonomy places the organism in Eukaryota, Fungi, Ascomycota, Sordariomycetes, Hypocreales, Clavicipitaceae.